AUGCAGCAGAUACACGACAUCAUUUCAUCUUUGGCAGAAGAACGAGAUGUGGAAGUUCAAUAUAUACCAGACUAUGAACCAUCCUAUGAUGUAGACAUGACCUUUGUCUCCCUAUGUGGUAUCUCAACCAUAUCAGAGUUGAUUCCAGGAGUGUGCAGGGCCAUUGCAGAGGCAUAUAAAGAUGAGGUCUUCAACAUACCUACCACCCCUGGAGCAUGGAGCACCCUUGCCCAGCAGUUUGAACAGAGAUGGAAUAUCCCCCAUGCAAUUGGUACAUUGGAUGGAAAGCACACAGCCAUUAAGAAGCCAGCAAUCACAGACAGUCUCUACCACAACUAUAAGGGCUUCUUCUCUAUACCACUGCUGGCAUUGGUAGAUGCAGAGUACAAGUUCAUCUGGAUUGAGCUGGGAGAUACACCGAGAAAGGGAUCAAACAGUCCACCCGGAGCAGGCAACACUCAGCCAGGACAGGACACCGCCUUAACCACAACAGUCCCCGCUGAAAAUGUCCCCCAGGCCGACCCGGCAGUCGCCCCGGAGGUCGAAAAUCCGUCAUCGAAAUCGAAACAAAAAGAGAAACACCGAAAUCGAGGCGGAAAACGACAUCGGGAUCACGAAGACGAAUCGAGCGACGUUACCACGAAGGAUGUGAAGGAGAAAGGUAAUCGAAAGAAAGACAGGAGCGAGAAGAAGAAGCACCACAAGAAACACAAUCAGGAGGCUGCGAUCACGACGACGAGGACGACGACAACAACGCUCUCGAUGACUGAGAACUCGAAUGAGCUACCUGAGGAACCAGUGGCAGAAAACGAGCCAGCGAUUGUGGAGGAAACACCGGAACCUGUUGCGGAAGGCGACCCCUUGGUUGAACCGGAGGUUGAUUCAGAUGACGACGUUGAGGCGACGAUGAUCAUGACCUCGACGACGACGACGACGGUAUCUUCGAAGAAGCAUCACCGGGAUCGUGAGGCUAAGAAACUCAUGAGAGAUCAAGCCCAGACUGAUCGCGAAGCCAGGAAAUUACGCAAGGAAGAGAAGAAACGAGAAAAGAAGGAGAAACGGAAACUCGCAAAAAAUAACCCUGAUUCAGCUGAUGAAUUGGAGCUGACAGUGAACCCCACCCCCUCCCCCGUAGCCGAUGGGAUCAACCUCACUCCAUCGGGACCAUCGCCGGUACAGACAACACAGCAACAUCCAACACAGACUGAAGCAGAGACAAACAAAAAGGACAAGAAGAAGAAGAAAGAGAGAUUGGCUGAAAACACCGAGUUAUCAAGAACAGAGAAGAGGAUACAGAGACUUGAACGUAAGAUGCGAAAACUGGGGCACAACAGGAAAAACGCAACGAGAAUCCCGUGUGAAGAUCACGAGAAUUGUCAAGAAGGUCAAUGCUGUCUCUUAAGACGAGGGAAUAAAGUAUGCCAUAUUGUCAACAAACCCGAGGGACACCAUUGCGUACAUCCAUGCAUGUGCAGUCAAGGUCUGACUUGCCUUGGAAAGAAUCAGAAGCAGAAGUCUUUAAGCAAAGGUCAUUGUCGACGUGUUGAUAUAGCUGAAACAGCCGUAGAGGGCGGUGUUACCGACAAUCGCGCUCCUGCUACAGUAAAUGAAGGACGGACACGUAACAUGCCCAAUGUUGGUUAAAAAUGUAAUUAAUGUGUACACUGGUUGGAUAGAAUAUUUCCAACCGGGGGCGGAUCCAGGAUUUUCCAAGGGAGGGAGGGGGUACAUUUUCUUAAGGAAAAUUUAACAAACAAGCAAGAAAAAAAGGUUUUCACCUAUAAAUCAAGGUAAUUUCGUAAAGGUAGAAUUUGACAAGCAAAAAAGAAAAAAAGGUCCUCCCGUGUGUACAAAAGAAAUAUCGGCUGUUACUUUCAAAAGUGGGAGGGGCUCACUUGUGUAAGAACGGCAUAUUUACAUUAAAAAAUGAUUACGACUUUGGUGACCGUGUGAUGCUAAUUGAUAUUAUGUAUAUAGUAAUAUAAACCACCCAAAUGGUGAGGUUGCAUCAAUUCGCUAAUUUACCUCACUUCAAAUAGGCUACCGUAAAAAUAUGAGAAAAACGUAAAAAAUAUAAUAAUCAGUUUAAAAAACUCAAGGGAACAUGAAAUUUACAUCAAGUUACACUUAAAAUGUUAAUCAUUUUAAUCACCAUGACUAAAUUCAAUUAUGCAAAACAAACAAAAGCUUUGUACAUUUGUAAAAAGAAAAUAUAUAUAUCGCUUCUGACAAUCGGGCUUCUUUUUAAAUACUGUCUAAAUCUGCGCAAAACUGUGAUAGGCUGUCAUUUUUGUAAUAUUUAUAUGCACAUUGGUUUGUUGUAUUGCAAAAGUAUUACAUGAAUAGUAAACGCACAGUGAAGUGUAACAAGAAUUGACGUCGCAAGCCUUUCUGGUAGACAAAAUUAUACUUCUUUCCUAAGGAUUAGUCUAUUUCUUUUAAAAUUCUUCAUGUUGAUAGUUAAAAAGUAUUUAUUGUUUGGCCUGAUUUUGGCAGGGUACCCUUUUUUUAAUAUCAGGACAAUUGCUCUGCUAAUUAAUAAUAAGUAAAUAUCUUGUACAAUGUUAUUAUGUUGCAGUGCAAUACGAAAAAAAAUGUUUGAUCAUUCCGUAUUUACAUUAUUACUAAUCUACUAUCAUUAUUCUGUUGUGAAAUGUUUUUAAAAGAAAGCAAUUCAAAAGUGUAAAAAAGCAAUAUUCUUGAUCAAAUUACGGAAUUUAAGAAUAUAGACGAAGAUUAACAAAAAAAGUGAAAAAAAUUGCUAAGUAAAUUACAACUAUUAGGUUUAGAAUACAGUAAACAUGCUAAAUUAAUAUUACUUUUUUUUGUUCUCGUUAAGUUAAAAUACUUUAUUUCAGAGAUGAUAGCUGUAGAAUUAGCAAAAUAUUUAAAGAUAGGCCUAAUUUUGUAUAUUAAAAUACAUUGAUAUUCUUUAGGCUUUAGACUUCAAUAUGUUAUAAUAUUAUGAUGUUUAAAAUUAAUGUAAAUAUAUUGUUAAAGGCUAACAAAAUUGCAAAAAGUGUUUUGUAUUGGUAGCACAGUAAUUUUUCAUGGUAGAUUGCAAAUUAUUCUAGCACAGUUUUGUUUUGAUCAAAAUCGAAAAAAAAAUACAUUUUAUGUGUGUGUGUUUAUAUUCGGUUUGUGAAUGAAUUGUAUUGCUAAUAUUCUGUCUGAAAACCUUCAAAAUGAUUUGAGUCUUGAUUGCCAUUGAUAGUACACUGUAAAAACUGUGGUGUUAAAACUGACACCAAUUGGUGUUAAUAGAGGACCACACCCUGAGGUGUUAA
Molecule: messenger RNA, 3287 nt
Organism: Lytechinus variegatus (green sea urchin)
Lineage: Eukaryota; Metazoa; Echinodermata; Echinoidea; Temnopleuroida; Toxopneustidae
Exons: 7
Coding region: 1-1644 (547 amino acids)
Biological process (GO): axon guidance; Wnt signaling pathway
Cellular component (GO): extracellular region
Source: RefSeq, a predicted model, not a curated record